This is a messenger RNA of Copidosoma floridanum, 584 nucleotides long. RefSeq names its product death-associated protein 1. Gene Ontology annotation, biological process: cellular response to amino acid starvation; apoptotic signaling pathway; negative regulation of autophagy. Gene Ontology annotation, molecular function: death domain binding. NCBI's taxonomy places the organism in Eukaryota, Metazoa, Arthropoda, Insecta, Hymenoptera, Encyrtidae. The record is from RefSeq and is a predicted model, not a curated record.
AGCAGAAGAUGCAGUAGAAACUGUAAAUAACCAGGUUCUUUCUCUCUCUCUCUCUCUCUCUUUUUCUCUAGGAAUAUGACAAAACUCCGGGUGCCCUGCAUAACUAACGCCAUCUCUGAUCGACCAAGUACAAUCAAUGGGCGAUGUUGCCAUUUGGGGUCAGCGCCGGGAAAGAAUCACAUUCUACCUAUACAGCUUAUGUUGCACCGUUGCACGUCUCCAGAUGUUACAGCAGUUAGCACGGAGUGAAGUUCCAACCUGCAUUAAGGCAUUAAGAAUUAUCUCGUGUAGUAGAGUGCGAUUGUGAUUUACUUCUUUUUCCGAGACACCUUCUUUAUUUUUCUCUGAAAACCCACAAAAGGACGCACACGAAGGUCGAGAUGUCAAGCUUCGAGGAAAGCAACCUCAAGGCCGGCCAUCCUCCUGCAGUCAAAGCCGGAGGCAUGAGGAUAACGCAGCACAAGAAUCCAGACAAAGAGCGUGAGGUCAAAGCUACGAAAGAUUCGGAGGACUCGAAGACUUCCUCGAGACCUAGCCAGCAUUUAAUUCAAAAUCGCCAAAGCCUCCUUAAGGAGGUUCGGUAG